This is a messenger RNA of Cryptococcus wingfieldii CBS 7118, 564 nucleotides long. RefSeq lists its product as hypothetical. NCBI's taxonomy places the organism in Eukaryota, Fungi, Basidiomycota, Tremellomycetes, Tremellales, Cryptococcaceae. The coding region runs from base 1 to 564 and encodes 187 amino acids. The transcript has a single exon. The record is from RefSeq and is a predicted model, not a curated record.
AUGUCACUGACCUUCCCCAGUACGAAGUCCCCGAUCCUCCUGGUCCAGCGCCCCACCCUGCUUGCUGCUCCCGGCUGUGGCAGCUCUACCGUUGCAACCGUCAUCAGCACCUUCACGAUCUUCUUCAAAGCCGCCACUUUUCUCAUCGGCGCCGCCCCCAAAGCCACUAUAUCUAUCAAGACCGCCUAUACCGCCACCGUUGCCAUCUCCAGCACCUCCAUCACCAACAACACCAGCAUUACGACCUGCACCUCCACCACUAACGGCAUGUCCAUCGUCAGGACCAUCCCCCCUCCGGCUAUGAUCAAGUUCCAGAUCACCGUCCGAAUCAUCUCUCGCUCUAAGCUUUUUCCGCCUGGGCAUCUCCUUGAAGAUAUUAUCAGGGGGUGUGCGGGAAGGUGGUUGGUGCGGGUGGGGUAUUCCAUUGAAGAAGCGUUCCAGUGCCUCGGAUGGUUCCAGACCCUCUUCACUGCUACCGCUCCAGGUGACGGCCUGUUCGAUCCUCAGCCUUCCGCUCAGACGAUCACGCUCUCCCAGCCACGGAGGUGGAACCAGUCGUCGUAG